Messenger RNA from Pygoscelis adeliae (Adelie penguin), 2417 nucleotides. Its product is annotated as acyl-coenzyme A thioesterase 1-like. Gene Ontology annotation, biological process: fatty acid metabolic process; acyl-CoA metabolic process. The transcript is spliced from 3 exons. The record is from RefSeq and is a predicted model, not a curated record. NCBI's taxonomy places the organism in Eukaryota, Metazoa, Chordata, Aves, Sphenisciformes, Spheniscidae. Gene Ontology annotation, molecular function: fatty acyl-CoA hydrolase activity. The annotation marks the transcript as partial.
UGCCCCGCGCUGCCGGGAGGCAGCUUCUCCGGCCUGGAGCCCAUGGGGCUGCUCUGGGCUCUGCAGCCCCAGAAGCCCUUCAGGCGGCUGGUGAAGCGGGAUGUGCAGACCCCCUUCCUCCUGCAACUGGAGGUGUUUGAAGGCCACGGGGAGCCCCCGGGGCGGAUCCUGGCCCAGGUGCAGCACGAGCGGGCGUUCCUGCGGGACGGGGUGCGGAGAGUCCCGGUGCGAGAGGGGAGGAUCCGGGCGACGCUUUUCUUGCCCCCCGGAAAUGGCCCCUUUCCGGGGAUUAUUGACUUGUAUGGAGCUGGAGGAGGACUCCCUGAAUACAGGGCAUGCCUGCUGGCCAACUAUGGCUUUGCUGUGCUGGCUCUGGCUUUCUACGGCUAUGAAGAUCUCCCCAAAGAGAUGAAGGAAUUACACCUGGAAUAUUUUGAAGAAGCCGUAAACUAUAUGUUACAACACACCCAGGUUAAAGGUCCGGGGAUUGGGUUGCUUGGAAUCUCGAAGGGGGGUGACCUGUGCAUCUCCAUGGCCUCCUUCCUAAAGGGCAUCACAGCUGCCACCCUUAUCAACAGCUCGGUGGCAAAUGUGGGCGCAGUGCUCCGCUACAAGGACAUCACCAUUCCACCCCUUGGUGUCAAUGCAAACCACAUCAAGGUCAACAAGUCUGGCAUUGCUGAUAUUGUUGAUGCACUGAACAACCCACUAGAAGGGCCUGACCACCAAAGCUUUAUCCCUUUGGAGAAGGCCGAGUGUCACUUCUUGUUCAUUGUUGGCCAGGAUGAUCGCAACUGGAAAAGUGAAUUCUUUGCAGUUGAGGGGAGCAAACGUUUGCAAGCUCACGGGAAGGAAAAGCCUGAGAUAGUCUGUUAUCCUGGAGCAGGGCACUACAUUGAACCCCCCUUUUUCCCGAUGUGUGCAGCCUCAAUGCACGUGCUAGUUGGCAAACCUGUGAUGUGGGGAGGGGAGCCCAAGGCACACUGCGAGGCACAGAUAGAUGCUUGGCAGCAGAUCCAAGCUUUCUUCCGCAAGCACCUCACGGGCAAGCCAUCUGGAACAUCCAAUAAGCUGUGAUGUGAGUUAGGUUACUUUACAGAUGAAGAUGCUGGUGUUUCAAGUUUGUUUUGUUAAAUGGCUCUGAAUGAGAACAAAGAACAUCAGAGAAUUGGGUUUCUUGGAGGAUGAUAGUGGGUGAGAGCAUGACAGCCGCUUCCUUUUAACACCCUCCUCUAACCUCGGUUAGACGUCUUGGCUUCCUGUUGUGUGUAGUAUGGGAUUACAAGCUGUGGAAAAAUGAUGGUGGUAAGGCUGGGUCUGCUUUGAAUGUGAAUUUAAGUGGAAGGUAGCUCAUCCAAGCUGAGAACUGGGAUGAAAAUUUGCCUUGGCUUUCUCAGAGGAAAGAUGUUGUAUGCCAUUGCCCUGACCAGAGCCAGCUUUGUGCUCUAGUUUUUCUGGAAGCAGCUGUUCUCUCUUCCUGCCUCCAGUAAUCUUUCUGUUCUCCCUGUGCACUUCCCUCUCCUUUGUUGCUCCUUCCUCUUCUCCCGUGUUACUGAAAUGGAUCUGCCUUAACACUUAAUAUCUAAUAUCUAAUAUUUCACUUACCAAAAGCAGCGAUACUGUGCCUGCAUCCUCAGAUAACACAUCUCCCAUUUAUAGACAGCAACAGCCCAUAGCCUGAUGCGACAUUCUGGGCACACGCAAUAGAAAUGAGACAUUUGUACAGUUUUGGAAAGUUCGUAAGCAUGAAGAAACAACAGAAUUGGACCCGUUGGUAGUCAUGCCUGGAACUGCUCAUGAGCAUCUCCUCAGCAGGGCUGGAUAUCCCCGUGUAGGUUCACAGCACUGUUGGAGGGCAGUUUCUCCUUGCCUGUACAUUCCCUUAAUGCCUCCACAGCUGCCUGCUUGUAAGCUCUGCUGAAAAUAGCAAGGUUGCAAAGCUGGUACGGCAGCUCCUUGAGGCAUCUUUGCCUUGCCCACCGAGUGCUAUGCAGGCAGGUUUGUAGGAGCUGCCGCCGUGUGUGGGGAGGCAGGCUGAGAGGGGCAGUGAGGCGGUGGCAUUGCUGUGGCGGGGACUGGUCUAGGCUAGGCCCUGCAGGCUUCCGGGCUUCAUUUCUGGUUUUCUGAGGAGCAGGGGGGCAGCAGGGCUCUCUCACCCCCCGUCUGGGAAUUGGCAGUAAUGUUUGGCACCCAAGUACGAGUUCGAAAGAAAAAGCACUGGAUAUUGCUCGUGGGGUGCUGAUGAGUUUGCACUAUUGUUUAAAAAUACGGUUUUAACAUGUCGGUGCCUUACAAACACAAGCUGAGUGGGUAGAGUCUAAGUUGCUGUUCGUGUUUUAUGUGAAUUCUAUUGAUGUGUUUAUGCGUUUUGCACUCACUGUAUUUUUUAAUGGAUUAAAAUGAAACGUUAACUUCUA